Molecule: messenger RNA, 576 nt
Organism: Thlaspi arvense
Lineage: Eukaryota; Viridiplantae; Streptophyta; Magnoliopsida; Brassicales; Brassicaceae
Source: the annotation of a GenBank genome assembly
AUGGCAGCGACGACUCUUUCCAUCGCAACCUCAAUCCGUUCCUCAUCUUCUCCCACUCUCGCCUCCGCCCAUUGCUUUCCUUCCCGACCCACCGCUGUCGAAUUCCCGGCUCGCUUUGGCGCUUCCUCUUCCACGCUCAGCCACCGAGCAAUCAACCUCCGUCCCAUCGCCGCCGUCGAAGCUCCGGAGAAAAUCGAGAAGAUUGGAUCCGAGAUCUCGUCCCUGACCCUCGAAGAAGCCCGCAUCCUCGUCGAUUACCUUCAGGACAAGUUCGGCGUCUCGCCACUCUCUCUAGCUCCCGCUGCGGCGGCUGUAGCUGCUCCGGGCGACGGUGCUGGUGCGGCGGCUGUAGUGGAGGAGCAGACCGAAUUCGAUGUGGUCAUCAACGAAGUGCCCAGCAGUUCGCGUAUUUCAGUGAUUAAAGCGGUAAGGGCUUUGACUAGCUUGGCCUUGAAGGAGGCUAAAGAGCUCAUCGAAGGCUUGCCCAAGAAGUUCAAGGAAGGCGUGACGAAGGAUGAAGCUGAAGAAGCCAAGAAGCAGCUUGAAGAAGCUGGUGCUAAGGUUUCCAUUGCUUAA